UCUGGUUACCUCGAUCGUGUACUUCCUUACCCCCACCACCCUUGUGGUCCACCCAUCCAUCCAUCUGUCAGUCCAUCAUUCCGUCGCUGCUGCGGAUAUCAUGAAGUGGAAAUCGGAUUUCGACAAGUUCGUUUUGAUUUCGAGUUUCGAGAAGCGUGGUUGGAUCCCAACCCGUGAAGGAGAAGAGGAUUGGAACCUCUACUGGGCCAACGUUCACAACAUCAAAGGGCUGUUCGCGACGGACAGCAACAUGCGCCUGAGCGACAACCAGUUUGUAAAUCAUUUCCCAAACCAUUACGAAAUCACUCGAAAGGACCUGAUGGUAAAAAACAUAAAACGGUAUCGAAAGGAAUUGGAGAAGGAGGCAGUGGCGUGCGGGAUGUCAUUGGUUAAUGGAAGCAGCGGGGGAUACGGAGGGGGAGGGGGGGGCGGGGGGGGAGGGGGAGGGACGGGGAUGGCAACGGCAGACAAAGCUAGUGCAGUAGAGGGGUUGUUGGAUGGCUUGGACUUCAUACCACCCUCCUACGCUCUCCCUGCAGAUUACAGUCUGUUCGUCGAGGAGUUCAGAAAACAACCCAACAAUACAUGGAUUAUGAAACCCAGCGGAAAGGCGCAGGGGGUGGGAAUCUUCUUGAUCAAUAGAUUGUCCCAAGUGAAGCGUUGGGCACCCGGCGGAGUCCGAGGAGUGCAGUGUUCGAUACCCGGCAAAGACGUCUAUGUUAUCUCCAAGUACAUCACCAAUCCCCUCUUGGUGGGGGGCAAGAAGUUCGACCUCCGCAUCUAUGUGCUCGUCACAUCUUAUCGCCCCCUGAAGGCCUACAUUUCAAAGCAAGGUUUUGGACGAUUUUGUAACGUGAAGUACUCGACAGAGCUGGACGAGCUAGAUAAUCAGUUCAUUCACCUGACGAAUGUGGCCAUCCAGAAGCACGGUGAGGAGUACAACGGUAAACAUGGGAACAAAUGGCCUCUAGAAAACAUACGAUUGUUUCUGACGGCUACCAGAGGCCACGUGGCAACGGACAAGCUUUUCAAAGACAUAAAAACUCUCAUUAUACACUCGCUGAAGGCAUGUCAGAACGUGAUCAUCAACGAUCGGCAUUGUUUCGAGCUGUACGGUUACGAUAUCAUCGUCGACUCCAACCUUAAGCCCUGGCUGAUUGAGGUAAAUGCCUCGCCAUCGCUGUCGGCUACAACUCCUGCUGACCUGGCACUGAAGUGCCAGGUCAUCUCCGACGCGCUGGCCAUCGUCAUCCCGACGCAUCAGCCUCCUGAUAGGAGACGGCAGGGCUGCCGAACAGAACCAGGGACAGCAGCAGGGGGAGGAGGAGGAGGGGCCGCAGGGGCCGCUUCUGGAAAAGCGGUUGGGCAUCCGAAGAGCCAGGGGGGGGCACCUGCAGGUGCUCCCGCCGACGCUGACCUUGGCGCGCUCAGGCAUACUAGCCUUGGUUAUCACUCUGGAAACCAGGGCUAUGGAUGCUUCCAGGUACUGUACGAUGAGGCGAAGAUCCAGGAGUUGGAGCGAGCAAGGAAAGAGAUCCCCGAGCUAGACCAUCAGAGGCGUAGUAAGCGACACUCUGGGGGGGGGAUCAGGAGAACCUUCCGCUCCAGAGAGUGGGCUUUCUAGAGCAAAACGAACGAAUUGAAGGGCUAGAAAAGACUCGUGACAGGAUCUCAGAAGCAUACGAGAGA
Molecule: messenger RNA, 1689 nt
Organism: Chara braunii
Lineage: Eukaryota; Viridiplantae; Streptophyta; Charophyceae; Charales; Characeae
Source: the annotation of a GenBank genome assembly